AUGGGAAAGUAUACAUCUUUGAAGGUUGUUUCAACGGCUGCUAAGAAGGCAGGCGGAUCAAAAUCUAAGUCGGGUUCUACCUCCAAAAAGAGCGGAAAGAAACGAUUGGAAAAUGCAUCCUCUGUUGAAUUACGUCAACCUAAAGAUAGAGAUCCCAAGAUCUCCAACGAUUCCGGAACCAAAGAAGUGAUCAACACAUUGCGCCCACUGAUUGACUUUGGGCUCUCCACUCAAGAUUUAGUCGCUAUCGGCUAUGACAAGAACUCUACUCAGAUAGAGUUUGGAAAUCACGUUUUUACAAAAUGGAUGGACGACCACAACGCCCACUGGUCUCAAGCCCUUCCCAGGUUCGAUAGCCCUUUCCAGGACUUCUAUGCUAAGUUCUUGGACCGUUUACCGCAAGUUUUAGGGGACAGCAACAAUGUCGUAUGUGGCGUACACAGUUUGACAAUUCGAUCGAUGAAAACUUCCAGAAAAUCCUAUCUCAUCAAGCCGGAGCAACUUGCUUGUCGAUGGAGAACCAGUAUUGAAUGUGCUCGUCGCACCCUGGAGAAGACAACUCAACGUGCCGUUCGUGAUUGUUCGGUUUUCCCCAAUGUCUCAUACCUGAUGAUGCCUGAUGAUGCUAAAUCACUCACUCAAGGGAAAUUCCGAGAAGUCGCUAACAAAGGACAAGUGCCAAUUCAUCCUAUCGAACCCCAUCAUUCCAAUGAAGCACUGACAGAAGACAUAAUUCGGGAAGGAAGUCGACUUUACCGUCGAUUCAUGCAUGCAAGGAAUAUCCCUAUUGCGUUUUGGGAUCGAGUUUUUAUGUAUGCUUUUGAGAUUCGCAGUCACAUGGCACUGGGACUUGCAAUACAAGAAGGAGAAUGUGGAGCCACAAUCGUUUCUGGCAACACUAAAGAUAUCUCUCACCUGGUUGAUUUUGCUAUUUGGGAUUGGUGCUGGUGCCUUUCACCUAAUCGCUCAUCCAAGGAUGGGAAACAACUAUGUCGUUGGCUUGGUCCAAGUUUUACUAUUGGAGCAGCUCUUUGUUUUGCUGUUGCUAUUGCCAAUGGACAAGUACUACAACGAUCGUCAGUGAUUCCUUUGUCAGCCGAAGAGCGAAAUAGUGAACCAAUGGAAGAGAAAAAGAAAGAGUUUAUGGAAGACCUGAAGAAGAAUCUGAAGAAGAAGUCUGAUGGAGUUUCUAUCUCUGAAGAAGAACUUGAUCGCAUUCGGCAUAAAUACAACAUGCCGAUCUCUGCAAUCGAAGACGGUGGUUACCCGCAGUAUGCACAAUAUGAAGAUCAUCCACAAGAAGAUCCUCAUGGAGUUGAGGCUUUCGGAGUUGUUCAAGGUCGGAAGCGUGACUCAUCUGGAAAAUUGAUUGGUCACUACCGCGAGAAUCCACACCUUGACACGUCUAUCUAUCAAGUGGAGUUCGAGGAUGGAAAGGUGGAAAGCUUCUAUGCAAAUCAGAUUAUUGAAAGGAUAAUGAUGAAUGUCGAUGAUGAAGGUAACACGAUGUACCGGAUUCGCGAAUUUAUUGAUCAUCAACGUGAUAGACAAGCAGUUAGAGGGGACAAUGGAUGGUAUACUACCUCUAGCGGUCUCAAGCGUCCACAAAAGAAAACCAAAGGAUGGAAAGUAUUAGCUGAGAUGAAAGGUGGAGAAACAGAAUGGCUUGAUCUAUCAGUAGCAAAAGAAGCGUUUCCUAUCGAGGUCGCUGAAUAUGCUGUUGCAAACAAGGUUGUGUCAGAGCCUGCCUUUGCGUGA
Cylindrotheca closterium is the source of this 1758-nucleotide messenger RNA. The record is from the annotation of a GenBank genome assembly. Lineage: Eukaryota; Bacillariophyta; Bacillariophyceae; Bacillariales; Bacillariaceae.